Schistosoma spindalis is the source of this 719-nucleotide messenger RNA. The record is from the annotation of a GenBank genome assembly. NCBI's taxonomy places the organism in Eukaryota, Metazoa, Platyhelminthes, Trematoda, Strigeidida, Schistosomatidae.
CAAAUACUAGUAACUUACGAAUAUCUACUCUUAAAGGCCAAGUUUCGCAGCCGUAUAGUAGAACGGAACGAACUGCCGCGAACAACAACUUGAUGUACUCCAUUUUAAACAAAUUACAUCAUUUUAGGAUUUAUGAUACUGUUUGGUCGUUCAGUCCGAAGUGGUGCUGUGUUUGAAUCCACUGAUUGAAAGCCGAAUCCCUUACAUAUCUUUGCAAUAUUCGUCUUAAACAAGUACAUGUCGACCAUUUCAAUACCUAAUUGUCCUUCACAAUCAGCUUGAUAGUACCCAAAUUAUCUAGGAGACACAAGCUAGAACUUCGUUUCAAGUUGUGACAUACAUUUUUGGAUUACCUGGCAAUCAAAAAAUCUGUUUAUAAUGACCAAAAGUAUUCGAAGUAAAUCAAAAAGACGAUUCCGUGCGAUUAAACGUAGACGUAGCUUUAAGAAACUCAAGGAUCAGUUGAUAGAAUCUACCAAAAAAAGUGAAGAAAACUCAGUCUCUUCCGAACAGUUGGUUGACUCAACUUCAAAUCACAUGGAUAUUGUUCCCAAAAGCUUGCCAAAAAUACUGUGUAAUGAACAUGGAACCUACCCAGUGUGGCUAAGUAAAAAAGAACGCAAAAGACAAAUAAAAAUGAAAAGACUGCAGAAAAAACGGUAUCGUCCUAAAAAGCCUAAAGUGUAAACUACAUUACAAAUGUUAUAGUGUUUUCGUAA